CCGCCCUCCCGUCGAACAGUGGCGCUGUGAAUGACAACCAAAACAAGAGAAGAAAAUCUCGGGUGACGUUUGGGGAAUAUAAAAAACAGGAAAUUCAGAAGAAACGCAAAAUUCUACAAGGUCCAUGGUAAUGAUGGCUAGCUUUGAAAGCAAAAAGAGAAGUCUGGAAGAAGACAGUGUUGAAGGAGCUGUUGGUGGAGAGCUGUCCAAUUGUGCUUUGGCAAUGCUGGAACAAGAGCGAGAAUCCCUUCUCAGCCCAUCUGAAGGCUCUGUAACCUUACUAAGCAGCACCUCUAGUAGUCUUCAGACACCCGCCCCUCUCCAGGGCUAUGAUGUAGAGUUUGACCCACCCCUAGAGAGUAAAUAUGAGUGCCCCAUCUGCCUCAUGGCUUUGAGGAAUGCAGUUCAAACUCCAUGUGGUCAUCGCUUUUGCAAGAACUGCAUAGAGAAGUCCAUUCGUGAUACAGGACAAAGAUGCCCAGUGGACAAUGUAAUCUUGUCAGAAGAUCAGCUGUUUCCAGAUAACUUUGCUAAAAGGGAGAUUCUCUCACUAACAGUUUGCUGUCCAAACUCUGGAUGUGUUGAAAAAAUGGAGCUAAGGCAUUUGGAGAAUCAUCUGAUGGUGUGUGAAUUUGCCACAGCCUCUUGCCCACAGUGCCAGCAGUCUGUCAGGAAGAGCAGACUAGAAGAACACACAACUGUAGAGUGUGCUAGAAGACCAGUUUCAUGUCCAGACUGUGUAGCAUGUUUUGUUUAUGAGGAGAAAGAGCUUCAUGAGCAGCAGUGUCCCUUUGCCAAUGUAAAGUGUCAAUACUGUGGGAUGGAGCUCAUCAGAGAUCAGAUGGAAUCUCACUGUGAUACAGAUUGCCCCAAAGCACCCAUAGCCUGUAACUUUAGCACUUUUGGAUGUAAAGAACAGAUGCAGCGUCAUAACUUGGCUCAGCACAUGCAGGAGUUCACACAGAUGCAUAUGUGGUACAUGGCAGAGUUCCUGCGUGGCCUCAGCCUCAAUGGUACCACAUCUAAAUCUCUGAGAGCACAUGGACCUGCUGCUUCUUGUGAUGACCAAGAAGCUGCAGCAACAGAACGUAACUCCAGCGGGGCCCGAAGACCUGUAGGGGGUAACGGCAGCAGCAACUGUGCUCCUUCUCAGCCCAGUGAGGGAAUGCAGCAGCUCAGAGAGAUGGAUGCACGAUUGGUGAAGCAGGACCACCAAAUUCGUGAGCUAACUAUUUAUAAAGAAACACAGGCUGGUCAAUUAGCAGAGCUUAGGCGAAGGGUGGUGGUGCUAGAAGAAACUGUUAAGGAGCUGGAGGCCCAGCAGUGUCGUGGUAUUUUUAUCUGGCGUCUUAAAGGUUUUUCUGCUCUCCUGCGGAACCAAGAAGCAGGACUGCCCGUGGUAGAGCACAGCCCAGGCUUCUACACAGGCUGUCCAGGCUAUAAGCUGUGCUUGCGUUUACAUCUUCAGGCUCCCAACGCCCUUCGCUGCUCCAACUUCAUUUCCCUCUUUGUUCACACAAUGCAAGGAUCUUUUGACGGGCAGUUAACUUGGCCUUUUCAAGGCACCAUCAGGCUUGCCAUCCUAGACCAGGGACCUGAGGGUCAGCAUCACAUGGAGGUGAUGGAAACCAAACCCGAUCUGCAAGCGUUUCAGAAGCCCUCCAUGCAACGCAACCCUAAAGGAUUUGGCUAUGUUACCUUUAUGCACCUACAGCAGCUAAGUCAGAAAACCUUUGUCAAAGACGACACCCUCCUGAUCCGCUGUGACGUUACGCCGCGGUUUGACAGCAUGCCUCAUCGCGAGGCACCUGUGGUCCAGGCAAGAGGCCUCGAAGCCUCAUUUUCAAAAGACUAAUGUCAAACAUGAAUAGAUAAUUAUUACACUGACAGAAAUGUAACUCACAUAUAUCAAUGUUCCUUUACUGCUGUUACUUUUUAUUAGUAGACAAACAAAUAUGAUUUGAGAUUUUGUAUAGUCGAGCAAAAAUGUUUCUUUAUAUUUGUCUAUUUUAUUAUGUCUAUAUAUACACAGUAAUAAUUUACAAUAAUAAAAUAAAAUAAUUUUAACUAUUAUUUCAUAUGCACACACCCCUACCAUACAAUUUGCACAAUUAGAGUUUUUUACUCUGCUCAAGAUCAAUAGCUAAAAAUACUGUGGAGAGAAGAGACUUUCACUAAAUAUUUUCUUUUGUGAACAGCCUAAUUUCUGACUAAUCACUUCAAGUAUACUUGAUUAGCAACUUUCCCCCUAUUUGUCCUAUUCUUUUAAAUGUCUUCUCUAAUGAGCCCUUUUUUUACACUGACAGUUUUGGAUAUCAGCCCUUCUAAGAAAAAAAACUAACAAAGAGAAAUUUGCCCUAGUAACAGUGUUACUCCGUAUUCAUAGAGCGAUGAAUACAGCAACAUUCACAAAGUGCAUUUUAAAUGGAAUUCCCUCAGUUAAUUUGUUGGACCUAUUGAUCCAUUGUUUUUAAACACGUCUGUAGGAUAUAUAUAUAUAUGUAUAAGAAAUGACAGGUUGGUUUCAGGGUGAUGUGACUUCAUCAGUGUAAGAUUUGCUCAACCUGAAAGAUUUUUGUCACAUAUCAUAGCUGACAUGUCUUGUGUGGUGCCUCUCAUAUUAUGUUUGUCUCUCCACAAAUGACCUUCAUAUUUGUGCCUUUACUCUAAAAAUAAAUUCUCAUUUUUUAUUUUGACUGUGA
Cynoglossus semilaevis (tongue sole) is the source of this 2702-nucleotide messenger RNA. RefSeq names its product TNF receptor-associated factor 6 (gene traf6). The coding region runs from base 125 to 1855 and encodes 576 amino acids. Gene Ontology annotation, cellular component: plasma membrane signaling receptor complex. The record is from RefSeq and is a predicted model, not a curated record. Gene Ontology annotation, biological process: regulation of canonical NF-kappaB signal transduction; lipopolysaccharide-mediated signaling pathway; protein ubiquitination. The transcript has 8 exons. Gene Ontology annotation, molecular function: tumor necrosis factor receptor binding; ubiquitin protein ligase activity; zinc ion binding. Lineage: Eukaryota; Metazoa; Chordata; Actinopteri; Pleuronectiformes; Cynoglossidae.